CGCAGUUCAACUGUUGUGCAGGCUACGCACUACACACAAUUCGGUCCUCACACUAAACACAACAACAAUAUGAGCAAACCUAAAGACAAUGAGAGAGGACAGUCCAACUCCGACAACAGCGAGGGAAAAUACUUGGUAGCUGUCAAAGCAUUAUAUGACGAUGCGAAAACAACGAGGAAACCCCGUCCGCCUAAACCCAGCAAUGCUGUAACGAUUGCUGUGUCCUCGCGUACACUGUUUAACAUGGUUAAAGAAAGGAAGGUGUUUGAAGAGGAGGGGCUGGAAAGGUACGUUGCGUACCAGCAGGAGAUGGAGGAUCAUCCUUUCACCCCAGGGGUCUCGUUUCCUUUCGUUAAGGCUCUGAUGAAUGUAAAUGUUCGUUUGAGAGAACUGUACCCAGACAGUGAAGAGCUAUUUGAUAUUGUACUGAUGACUAAUAAUCAUGCUCAGGUUGGAGUUCGUCUCAUCAACAGCAUUAAUCACUAUGAUCUAAAUAUUGAGAGAUUUUGUAUGACUGGUGGGGAAAGCCCGAUUGGUUACCUAAAGGCCUACAUGACCAACCUUUAUCUGUCCAAAGAUUCAAAUAAGGUACAAGAAGCUAUCGAAGAAGGAAUAGCAGCUGCCACAAUGUUCACCUGUGACAGUGAGAAUGAGCUCAGUGACACCCAAUUACGUGUAGCCUUCGACGGAGAUGCUGUUCUGUUUUCUGACGAGUCAGAAAUAAUUGUGAAAGAACAUGGAUUGGACACCUUUUUUAAGCAUGAGCAAGAAUUUGAAAAUAAGCCUCUAGCUAAGGGCCCCCUGAAAUGCUUCUUGGAAGCACUUGGUAAACUCCAGCGCAAGUUCUAUGCAAAAAACCAGCGUAUCAACUGCCCUAUUCGCACGUACCUGGUUACAGCACGAAGUGCUGCCAGCGCUGGGGCCCGUGUCCUAAAGACCUUACGAAGCUGGGGACUGGAGGUAGACGAGGCCCUCUUUCUGGCUGGUGCUCCUAAGGGGCCUCUCCUACUGAAGAUCAGGCCUCACAUCUUCUUCGACGAUCAGAUGUUUCAUAUUGAGGGAGCUCAGGAGCUGGGGACCAUCGCUGCCCAUGUGCCAUAUGGAAUUGGACAGAAGUACAAUAAGGGGAAACGCAUCGAAACAAAUAAUGCAGAAAAAUAAGGAA
This is a messenger RNA of Xyrauchen texanus (razorback sucker), 1165 nucleotides long. RefSeq names its product 5'-nucleotidase, cytosolic IB a (gene nt5c1ba). Gene Ontology annotation, biological process: nucleotide metabolic process; adenosine metabolic process. Gene Ontology annotation, molecular function: magnesium ion binding; 5'-nucleotidase activity; nucleotide binding. The transcript has 6 exons. The record is from RefSeq and is a predicted model, not a curated record. The coding region runs from base 70 to 1161 and encodes 363 amino acids. NCBI's taxonomy places the organism in Eukaryota, Metazoa, Chordata, Actinopteri, Cypriniformes, Catostomidae. Gene Ontology annotation, cellular component: cytosol; cytoplasm.